Prorocentrum cordatum is the source of this 1747-nucleotide messenger RNA. NCBI's taxonomy places the organism in Eukaryota, Dinophyceae, Prorocentrales, Prorocentraceae. The record is from the annotation of a GenBank genome assembly.
GACAAGGCAACGCAGCCCAGGCAGAGAACGCAAUCCAGGCACAACAGCUCACGAGCAUCGGAGGUACCUUCGCUGACGGAGCGGUGCCGAGAAGCUUCGACGAUGUGUUCUCGCACUUUGAACGUAGUGCUGUCUGGGAGCCGCCUGGAAACGGUGGCCAACGCCCAGGCCUCGGCGAUCCUGGCGGCUGCGCCGGUUCAUCUCUGGAUGCCGGUCGAAGCGUAGAUCGAGAAGUCGCUCGCCAGAAGUCUGAGUUGCAAGUGCCAGAGCAAAUUCUUUCCACUGCAGAGCUCAACAUGAUCCUGACGGCUAUGCAAUCUUGCGUGGGGGAAUUCCCAGAGAUAGUCCUAGGGAAUCUCGCCGAGCGAGCUGAGCAGCUACAGAAGUGGCGGCACGCGGUUGGUCAGGCCCUGGAGGCAGGCGGGCCACGCGUCACCCAAUGGCGGGGUUGGUGCUGGCAGGUCGCUCAGGGCACCCAUGGCGCGCACCUCCAGGCCACCAUGCAGUCCCGGAACCCCGUGAAGUGGCAGAUGCUAGAAACGCGGAUCAAGCCUCGCUCGGUCGUUGCGCUGCCGCAGAACCUGAAGAAGCAGUUGACGGAGCGCGGGAUGCAGGGCCUCGAGGAAUGGGUCCAAGACAUAUUGUUCUUGAUUCUGAAAACGCGUUGGCCGGGAGCUGCAGACGAGAAGUCAGCAGUCCUCAAGCAAUUCGCGAACCCCACGCCGCGCAGUAAGCCAGAAUCGGCGUUAAACGAGUUGCAGCGCUUCUGGCGCGCUGCCAGACGCUGCAAUGAGCGUCGCAUGAACUUCCCAGGCGCUUCGAUUCUUUACGCGGCCAUGCGGAGUGUAUUUGCCAAUGCGUUAAACCAGGGAGACGACAACCUGAUGUUACGGUGGAUGCAGUUGCGGCAGGCCGCCCAGAACAAGGAGUGGGAGAAGAAGAGGGCCGCUGCAGCGAACGCUGCAGGCGCCAAAAAUCCGAACUACUUGAGGAAUCGGGAGGCACGCCGGGCCCGGCGCGACAAGGCGACCGCCGACACAGCAGACAAAGGCAAGGGCAAGAGAGGCAAAGAUGACAGAGGCAGCAAAGGUGGCAAACCAUACCAGCCACGGACGGGCGGAGCCUGGGUCGCAGCAGCCAACACGGAAGAGCUUGCAUUCCCCAAGGGAUGCGUCGGCCUCGAGUCUUGGGCCAACGUGCACCUAGUGCGCAAGCUUCCCAGCGUGGCCGCUGAGAUGUGGACGGACACUCUGCGACUAGCAUGGGGAUCGUGCAAGUGCGAGACCAGCGCUGGCCCCAAGGGCAUCCCCAUGUGCACGGUCGAAUCCAGGCCUCAAGACGACAACAUCGACUUUUUGCCGCUGACCUGGUCGUGGAGUAGGGGGCGCAAGUGCAAGUACAUCGUAGAGGACUCAGGCCCGACGCCCGCGACGCCCAAGGGCACCCACCUACGCGCGAAGCUGCGGGGCAUUUUGCCGCACAUCUCCAGCAACGAUGCGAAACACCUGUUUAGUAAGUUGCCUGACAAGGACGCUCCGGGCAGGAAUGGGCAGAUGUCAACUCCGAUCGCGUCCAAGGCGAUAGUGGCAAGAACAACGGCCACCACGGCUGAGAUACGCCGCGCCUUGGGCCACCUUGAAGGCUCUCUGGGGAAGAAGGACACGGUUGACCUGGUGCGCCGGCACAAGGCGACGCCCGCGGAAUACACAGACCAGUCCGACUACACCACACGCCGGACAAGUGGAAG